AUGAUAGACGAUACCGUGAAAGCCAUGCGGGUCUUAUUUAAGGCUCAUGAAGAAAAAAAGUAAACUAGAAGUAUUAAACUUACUCGACGAGGUGGUACACCAGUUACUUGGUUAAAGAUAUUUGAAGAAGUUUAUUCUUGGUACGACGACUUGUUAGGUACUGGUACUAGCAGGAGCUACAUUCUUACGACGACCUUAUAGGUACAGCUAGCAGCUACCGAAGAACACUCGCCAGUUCUCGCUCGGAUCUGUUCUUCUAAGUUGUACGCCGAAGUAAUCAUGUACUACAUGCCCUCUGACAAAGAAGCAGACAGUCUGCUUGGUCCUUUUUUCGGGGCAUCUGAAGAUAAUCCGCAACCGUUUCGGACGAUUCUCUUCAGUUAAGGAAAAGGGGAGACACCAUGACCACACAGACACACCAACACAUCAGGUAUAGACGCUUCAUUGGUCCUUGGAAGAGUGAGUAAAGCUCGUCUCCACAAUAAAGGAAGAGGCUGCUCGUCUUCACAAUUAUAUAUACAUAGAUGAUUCGAGGGGCCAAGAACUUCUACUACGCGACUAGUGAAAAAUGACACCUAUUUAAUUUUUACCACCAGCCGGUUAGUUUUUUCCUUCAAAAUUCAUCUUUUUCUCGAAAGUCCUCACAUCACGGUAAGAACUAUACUCCGUCUAUCUUUUGCUCAGGAGUCCUUGAGUAAACCAAGAACAGACUUCAAAAUCACGCUCCUGGUCACAAAAAAUUAUAAUUCAUCUUUUUCAGACUGUGACGGGUGCUUGAUCAUCCUUGAUGAAAAGUAUGACUCCUUCGUUGUAUCUUCACAGGGAUGAAAUGCAAAAGCAUGCUGGAUAUCUCAGACGAGGAGAAGUAUUUUUUGCCUGUCGUGAUCAUAGUUUGUUAUAUUUAGACAUGACCACCGUCUUCGUCUAACACAUUACCUUCAAAGAGGAGGAGUUACUGCAGAAACAAAAUGAUAUGUCUCGUCUCAACGAGGAGCUAACCAAAACCAUAGAGACACGAGGUGGGUUAUGGCACAAAUGCAAAGAGAAGGGGGGCGCCGGGUGAACUAUCGUUAACCUAAAGUUGUUUAUCUCUUCUACUCUGACUGUCUCGCGAGCACUAGUAUCUAACUGAGUGACUGACCGAGUACUACUAAGUAAGGCUCUUGUAGAAAUACAUUGUCAUAUUUAUGAUCUAGCAGGGCGAGUGAAGCUAAUGCUAUUAAACAACCCACAGUCUAAUCCCCUCCUCUGCUUUUCGGACUGUACAGCCUCCUGAUUGGGUUUGCUACUCUUACUUCUAGCUUCCCUCUUAAAGAAGCUACUUGAAUUUCGGCCGUUACCCUAUAAAAAACCAUGCAUAAUUCACAACCUCUCUACCGGUCCUAGUCUCUACUUUUUGUCUGCUGUCAACAAUAUUAUGAGGCUCGCAAAUGAACGUCUUGUCAGCCAAGACACAAAUUAACGCCAGCAAGCGUGCCCUUCAGCAGUGCGUAGUGGUUUUGAUCUCCACGACCCCAAGAUCUUGAUUCCUUACUCUAUUAUUCUUCUCCCUGACCUCUUUCCAUCAUCUAGGAUCUAUAAUCUCUACACAGCCAAGGCCUUGACUGCAAAAGUAGUUGACCCCGAAUAUAAGUUCAGUCAGCGUCGCGUGCUCAUUCAAAAUCUGCUGUGGAGCAGGUGCUGAUAGAUUAAUCUUGAUUCCCUAGUGCUAGUAUAAUUAACUAAGUCUUUCUUUCUAAUCGAGAAAAUAAAGAAGGACAAACCUGCUGCGAAGUCUUCCAGCGAUGGACGAGCAAAACAACCUGCAGUGCUGUUAUGCACAUAGUUACUACAACUUACUACCCGUGAUGAAUGGGUCGUAUGGGUUCACAACUACGAGGACUACUAACCCACUUAAAGUACAUUCAUGAUAAAUUCUUUUUCUUGAUGUAGGGUGCAAACAAUAUUUAUUGUUGUAAAUGCUGAAAGUCAUCUUCUCCAAGAUAUAUGGCCUUGUUAGAAUAUAAGCUUAUGCAGCAUAUGCAUAUGCUGAAGUAGACACAGCUAAGUACACUCGAAGACAUUCGAUAAGAUGCUUAAGUAUAAGCACGUAGUUCUUCAUGUUUUGGGUAAGCAUAGCGAGCAAAUCUAACCAUAUCCUGAGGUAAAUGUAGCUUGUUAAAUUUUGAUUUACUUUUAGUGAAUCAUAUCCUAGUAGCUUGUUGGAAUAUUAAUACUUUUACUUAUAGAUACAGUUGUUAAGCAAAUUCCGCGAUCUAGGGAAGCUCCUUAAAGGUGUGCCAACCUUAUGGAGCUCCCUUCAGGACCCUUCUCUUAAUAGGGUUGGCUUACGUAGGCCCCCCCUUAAGGAAGCGGCUAGCGCAGAAGUUGCGACAGCUAUGCUGACGGAAGCAGCUGGCCAGCCCGUGGCCUCUAGGCUAGGGAGCUGCCCAGGGGCUUCUGUGCUAGCUGGCCAAGCAAGGCCUCACUCUGAGCGAGCUGGCUGAGGCUUCUGAGCUAGCUCGCCAUGGCUUCUAAGCUCGCUGCCCGUAGCUUCUGAGCUGGCUGGCCAUGACUUCUAAGCCACAUGGGCAGGGCUUUGGGGCUCCCUUCCCAGGGCUUCCAAGCUGACUGGCCAGGGCUUCUAAGCUAUCUGGCCAGGGCUUCGGAGCUACCUGGCCAAGGCUUCGGAGCUAGCAAGCUGGCAGGAACGGUUUCUGAGCUAGUCAGCGAGCCAGGGCGUUCAAGUUCAUUGCUUGGCCUCCCAGUAGCCUAGCAAGCUGGCCGCCAAGGCUUCAGAGCUAGCUGGCCAAGGCUUCAGAGUUAGCGGGCCCAGGCUUCAUAGCUAGCCGCCCCACGCUCCUGAGCUAGCUGCCCGACCUAGGUAGCUGGCCAUGGCUUCAGAGCUAGCCAUGGCCAUGGCUUCCAAGCUGGCUGGCUGCGGCUUUAAGCUAGCUUGCAAGGGCAAAGGCUUCGGAGCUCGCUCACCAUGGCGCCCAAGCUAGCUGGCCACGCCUUCGGAGGCCAGGGCUCCCAAGCUAGCUGGUCAUGGCUCCUGAGCUAACUCGCCAUGGCUUCCAAGCUGGCUGGCCAUGGCUUCUGAGCUAGCUCGCCAUGGCUCGCAGGCUUGCUAGCUGGCCAUGGCUUCUCUCUGAGCUUGCUUGCCAUGGCUUCCAGGCUAGCUGGCCACGACUUCUGAGCAAGCUCGUCACUUCUUCCAAGCGGGCAGGCCAUGGCGUUCAAUUCAGCUGGCCACAGCUUUUGAGCCCGCCGAGGCCGAUCGUGGCGCCCAUUGGCUUCCCAGUAAGCAAGUUGGCCAACGCUUCCGAGCUAGCUAGCCAUAGCAGGGGCCAUCUUACUAGCCUCGCCACAGUGGGAGCCAGGUUGCCCGCCUUUAUUCCAGCCUUGGCUGGCGGACUUGGCGACUUUUUUCGUUUCUCUUUCUGUGUCUAGCAUAGGUUAAUGCCCAGCGCGGCGGGCCCUUGAUGGGCCCGCUUUCUGGGCAGGGCAUGCACAUUUAGUGAGUGCUCCUUCGACUUGAAUGUGAACCCUUUCUAACCAUGGCGGAGGAGGUCGUGGACGUGGACGUGAAGGAGGUUGACAGCCGUGGUCGUGAGGAUUUUUGCGCUGUCUUCGUGGGAAAGGAAAAUUAAGGAGAAAUGGAUACUGUUAAUUCUGUCAUGAUCAUCUUCAGCUUCAUGAUGUGUUUCUUGGGGAGCAGGAGCACAAGAAAGCCGCGUGAUGCGUGAUGGGCAAGCAUAUACUUCAGUACUUCUUGACAUUUCGGAGUUGAGCUAGGAGCUCGGGGGGCUCAAUGUGAAGCGAGAAUCCCCAACCUAAGCUCACCAGCGACUCUUUGAGCCAACAACUACUCAAUGUGAAGGAUCGCCAACCUAAGCUGAACAGUGACUCUCUGUGUCCUAGCGCCUCUUGUUAGGACUCUCUUGCUUUCGCCUCGCGCGUCGCUGGGCUUCAGACUCCGCCUGUGGGCCGUCUGCAGGUCAGGUCGGUGGAUAGCCGUCCAGAAUUCUCGCGCUAGUAUAAUAGUACCGGUAUGCAUAGUAUAAGCAAGCCUUAGCCUCGCGAAACUCUUAAGAGCCUCCCCUAAGAGGCUUCCUUCAGGAAAUGGCACGCCUUAAGGAAUUCUGAUGAUACAAAGUUACUAGAAGUCUCCCUUAAGGACCAAUUUUGCUCCUUAAGGAGAACUUCUGAAGGGGCACUUGUAGUACACUUAGGCUAAUAGUAGGCCCCUCCCUAUGGGCCAGCUUGCUAGCUUAGUCAUCACCAGCUUGCUAGCGUGGCCAUCGCCAGCUUACUAGCUUGGCCAUCGCCAGCCUGCUAGCUUAGCCAUGGCUGCGCAAGCCUGCUAGCCUAGCCAUAACGGUAGCCAGCUGGCUCGCCUAGCCACAGCGACUGCCAGCUUCCUAGCUUAGCCAUGGCCAGUGUGCUGCUGGCCUUUUCGGGGCCAGCUUGUCUCCGCGUUUCUGCUGGAUUCUCGUGGAGGUCACGGGAAUUCUUGUGAAUUUGCGCGACCUCCCCGGCAUUCUUGGAAAAAGACACAGCAGACAGAUUGUAGCCGCGCAAUUCAUUUAACGUGGAAGCACGCUGUCCGUCGAAACUAACAAAGCGGCGCGCGUCACUAGCUUGGUGACAUAGCGCCUUUCUACUCCGUUGGUAGUUGCUAACCUAUGCCCAAUGCAGCGGGCCCUUGAUGGGCCCGCUUUCUGGGCUUGUCAUAUAAAUAGGAAUAAUAAUGGUUAAGUGAGGAAAAAGAAGCACUUCUUGUUCCGUCCUCAUCAUGUUGAGAGAGUGACUCACUCAACAUAUUCGUCUCCAUGUGUAUGGGGUAACACUAUGCCAAAAGCGAACCUAGAAGAGUGGCCUUUUACCCAAAAAACGCACAGAAAGCCCAGGGAUCAGCUGGGCAGGAUUCGGCUCAAAAUGGAAAAUCUUCACUCUGAGGCGCAUAACGUACAAAGAAGCGCUUUUUUUCCGUUUUUUGUACUUUAUUAAUUCGUCUCAGAAUGAAAAUCUUUCAUUUUGAAACGAAUACUGCCCAAGCCCAGCUGAUCCUUGGGCUUUAUGUGCGUUUUUUGGGUAAAAGCCAAUUUUCUUCGUUCGCUUUAUUUGGCAUAGUGUUUGUUACUCCAUGUCCAUGUGCUCGCUGAUGUCAUAAUAUUAAUCGUCCUCGUGGGAGGACAACGGCGGCGAGUAGUACAGUAGUUCUACGACCUCAAAUAUUUUAUUCUUCUUCUAUCUUGUAUCCCUUCCUGUCCUCGCGUUCUUCCUUUUCUUGUAGUUGUAACUUGUAGUAGAAGUUAUACUAGGUAGUCGUAGUUGUUGAUUUAGCAAUCAUAUCAGGUUGUACGAAGUACUGGAAGAUUGAUAGAGAUACUGCUCUUGUAAUAUUUAAUAGGUUGUAGUGUUCCACCAAGAGCAAGAUAGUAGCUUGUAUCCUUUCCAUUUCUUGUUGUAGUAUCUUGUAUCCUUUUCUGUUGUAGACCUUGUAGUUGCAUCCUUUCAGCCUUUUGUAGUUGUAGUACCUUUACCUAUACCUCGCGAAUAGCUAAAUCAAUCAAUCAACCUUGUUGCAUCCUUUCAUACUGUUGUAGAAAGUCAUCUAAUGUCAGCCAGUGCCGACGAUGGAGGACUUAGAAAACGGGAGUCCGAGUGGCGUUCACCCUGAAUGGCACAACAUACAGGAAUACAAUCCGUACAUGCAUGGUCUCUUUAAGGGUUCCCCCAUUGCAUCCUGUACUAUCCUUCCCGACCUGUUUCCCAAUAGGCAAGCAAUCAGGGAUGUUUUGAAGAAUGCAAUGCCGCAACCACUAAUCUCUGCGGAAAUUAUGAGCCGAGAUUGGCCUACUAUAAUAGAAGCAAAGUUUUAACACUCACUCCAUGGCUUGACUUUUGUUUAUUUACCAUACGGGGACCACCCAUGAGCAUAUUGCUCUAAUGAGUUACGGGGUACACUAUCCAUGAGCAUGAGAACAUGAAUGCCGCACCGAUGACUGCAGAGGAGCGAUUCAUAUGCGCGCAGCGAUUGAUCUUAAGGCCAUCUUCCUUUUGUAUUGUUGUACUACGACUGUACCUAGUAUUUUACAGGCUAUUAAGUAAGUACGGUGCUUCUUUGACUCCGUUUCAGUCUUGUUGUCUCUUCUACCCCCUCACAGGUGAGCCCACUCCUAUCCUGUCCUCCUCCUCCUUCGAAGUAGGUGGACUACUUCAAUCUACUUGUUGCGUAAAAAAUCGUGCUCUCCUCAAUCCUGUGCACUGUGUGCAGCCUGGCUGCGGCGGGGAACCCUAAGCCCUGCUCGUUGCUUCUUCUAUUUUCAGCUUCUAACUUCAUGCGAUCCUACAGAUGACAAGAUCGAGUACCUCCUUCCGAAGGAGAAGGCAGCCGAAGAUGAGGCGUGGUCAUUUGAACAUUAUGAAGGGGCACAGCAGUAUGAGCAGGUCCACCGGACAACACUGGGAUCACCGUUUCGGCGUUCUCGGACUACAAAAAAAACGUCCUGAGGAUUCUCGUGGAACUCUUGGAGGAUUCUCGUGGGAAAGAGUGCUGACAAUCUUAGUGGAGUUUGGUUUGAGAAUGUCAUCUAGCCAUCAUCAUCAUCAUCAUCGUCAUCCUCUCAUCUUCAUUAUCACCAUCAGCAUCAGCACCCUCUCAUAAUUAUCACCAUCAGCAUCAUCUUCGUCUUCGUCCUCUCAUCAUUAUCACCAUCAGCAUCAUCUUCGUCUUCGUCUUCAUCUAGAGUUAUCUUUUAGUCAUGGCCAUAGUCUACUCCCCUAGUAGAGAUUUGGAGUCUGCCUUUAUUGUCAAGUAGAUAAAUGGUUUUUUACGCGGAUGCCUACAUAGGCACAGCUUAAACUUACCCACUUGUUCUACUACAAGACUGGGUCCGGCGUGAAGUAGAUACCAUCAUGUUGGGUACAAGAACACCUUUUUCCCUUCUCGUAGCUAGGCGAGCCCGCUCCUAUCAUAUGCUAUCCUAAGUCCGAUUAUGAUACCUCCAGGCCGGUUAUCCUAAUUAGCAGUGAAAUAACUUCUAGCACUCUGAGAUUUUAGUACAACAAGUCUUUUCGUACUAGAAGAAAAGAGAGACAACUUCUAGCUAAGUAAAGAGUUGUCUUAUGCUCAUAACAGCUAACUGUAACAACAACAAGAACAACAACAACUUUAAUCAGCCGUGGAACUAGUACAACUACAGUAAGUACAACUACUAUAACUAUAAUGAGACUGAUUUAAGUACAAGAACAAGAACAACAAGAAAAGUAGUAGAGAUAGAGAGACCACUCUUCUAAGGAACAGUGAAACUUGUACAAGGAGACGGUCAUACGACGGAAAAAAAGUUGCGGGAUGGGCACCCGCUUACAGUGUGGGACGCGAAGCUGACGAUCCGAAACACUUGGCAAAAGGCCGCUAAGAUGUCACAUGAAACAGAACAGGCAAAGUACGCAGUCAAGUCAAAACAAACGUGGAAGAGGGAACCCGAGCCAGCAAAGACGGAGCCGGUACUAUCUAUUUUCGUGUGUGAGGUAGCAUCGUGCUGAACAUGUACGCCGCCUCUAAGGCAGUCUGCGUUGAACUUUGUGCGAGAUUUGUUGUAUUGCGUUGUAUUGAAUAACUGUCGCUUGAUGUUCCACUGUUGUAAAAAUACUGAGAAAGUAAGCUAGUACUCGAAAAGAUGUUGAGAGCAGAUCAUGAAAUGGAGUAGAUAACUGAAAUAAAAGUAGAGUCACAGCUUUUACUUUUCUCUUCUUCCUUCCAGUAACUCGCUCAGUUCAAUUUUUCGAAAUGACUUCCUACCACUUCUAGCAGUUUAUAGCUGCACGCAUGGCGCAUGGAGUGGCAUGGAGUACAUGGAGCACCUGCGCCAUUCCCACGCAUGGAGUGCAUGGGGUGGCCGCGUGUCACGCAUGGAGUGCAUGGGGCACGAGGUGGCGCGCUAGCCUCUGCCAUCAGCCGCUCCCCUCCUGUCGAUCGACGGAGCAGCGGCGCAACGCAAAAGCGGCCCACGACUGAGAGGCCCUCCCCCCUCGCCUGUCCGCUUUCUAUGGUUGCGGACCCAGUAGGGGACGCGGACGCCACUGUGAGUCUCGGGCCGUUCCCGCUUGAGAGCCCGGCCUUCGACGAGCCCCCCCGGCCUCCGGUUCUGCGGGGUACAUGCAGGAAAGGCGCCCCUUCAGCCCGGCAGACCCCGCCAAAAGGGGUCCCGCCGGGGCUGAGAGGUUCCCCCCUCGCCUUCUUAGGUCGGGGAUGGGUAUUGCGCCCUGGUUGAGCCCUGGGACACACAUACACAGCCCCUCUUCAACUUUUUGCAUGGGUCACCCCCGUGUGAUUGCCUAGAGCGGUGCAGCAGUAGCAAGGCUUGCUCCGGAAGAGGAGCGAACCUCCCGAGGAUGCGACUUGCUGGGCCCUUUGCCGAAAUUUCCGCGCACCGAAGUACCUGGCAACGACCACCAGGGGCAGCAAUGUGCGUCAGGGCGCCUAGACCUAUGUAGCAGCAAGCCCGCCCGGACUGCCGGCCAGUGUGGGCGUGGUGCUUCGUCCUCGAGUCGACCGCCCCGUCGUCUGAUCGUUGCAGUACAGGUCUGCAGUGGACGAGUCUCGGGCAAAGGGGUGCCCGAAGGGCACCCCGCAAAAUUUUCACGCAUGGGGUGCAUGGAGUAGGAGUGGGGGCUGGCAAGAUUCUUGCCACUCCAUGCUACUCCAUGUGAUCCAUGCACUCCAUGCCAUGCACGCCAGAAAAGCUUAUAAAUUAUUCUGUAAAUCUAUGUCUUGAAAAAUGUUCUUGGGUUAAUUAUAAGAACUACUAUGCACAUCAACUUGUAGCACAACUUUAAGUGCCCCCGUCUGGUCAGUUGUUCUGUUCAACUCGGCUCACUUGAUCUAGUUCAAACAUGAGAAACAAGCGGGGGUAGCUUACAGACUGAAAUAAGCUGCAAGGUAGUAGCUUUACUACCAGGCUUCAAGACUUCUUCCUUGUCCUUCUAUCAAAGGUCGCGAAACCACGGCAGUCCAAAGUGUACGAACAGGCGCAACAUCGUGCGCGCAGUGUGGCGCAGGCUCUUCUCAUUUACGACCACGACUCGCGUGGUGGCUGAGGAUAUUAUCUUAUUUCUUUCUUGGAUAGAAAUGUUAACAGCGCCAGAAUUUGCGAGUAAUAUCAACAAAAUAAAGGCCGCAUAGAUAUGAUUACUUCUUCGGAGAACUAUUCAAGUUCAGCGUCCACCUUGUAUUUUAUCUUCUUUAGCAACGAACGAACUUCGGGAGGACUACUAACAGACGAGUCUUUUUUAGACUCAUCUGUCUAUUUCCUUGCGUCCUCCAGCUCCAACUGAAGAUCCUAGACAGCUCACCCAAAUUUACAGUACUAGUACUUAGACAGCUCCUUGUCCUCGUUGAUCAACUUCAUAGCUUAGACCCUCGUUUGGUAGGUCUUCAAAUCGGAGACAAUUGACAUGACAGAGCUUGUUCUUCUUCUUCCUCUAAUGUACGAUUUGCAGUGAUUGGUCUCAGUUCCAACGUCUCACACUGGAGGAAGGCAAAGUGGCCUUUGAGCAGCUACAGCGAAUUUUCGCAAUCGGAACGUCUUCAGCCAGCUUAAGAAAAUAUGUGUAGUAAUUAGAAACUAGUCGUGACCCGAGUGUUUAGUUGCUAAGAGGAAAGGCGAGGACGACAGAGAAAGGAGGGCAACACUGCUAGGGACUGGAAGAAGAGCAGAGAAGGGCGGUCGGUGGAGGACAAAGUGCUACAGCCGCCGCAAAGUGGCCGCCCGGGCGCGUCAGCGAAUUGCCGUGCCGUUCAGUAUUUUCUGCGCUUUGGGAGCCCUUACAAGGACAAAACGCGAACCGCGUGCGCGUUUUAUCCCGUUAACGUCUCGCAAGGUCCAAACGGGGAAAAGGCGCCAGCCCGCCGCGGACAAGGACGCCGGCAGCGCCCCUACUCUGGGGGUUUCAAAUUCCCCGGCUGGGGAACCUGCUCAGGGGAGGCACGCCGUCCGCCUUGCAUGGCUUGAGGCCUUGCGGCGUGUUUCUUCUCACCCUCCCUCGGCGGGUUCGCUCUGGCUGUUCGUUUCCCAAGCCUUGAGAGGCGCAAACCUUGCGAGGCGCAAACCUUGAGAGCGGCAAACCCCGAGAGGAGCAAACCCUGAGGGCGCCUGAGGAUGUCCACCCUGGUACGCUAAAAGUGAGAGCGCAAAAAACCCAAACCUUUGAGCCUUGAAACUCUGAGGUGAAAAAUUAACGAGGGGGCAAACCCUGAGGCCGAGGCUUUGGGCUUUUUCUGCUGUUUGGCCUGCUUUGAGGGCCAAAACCCUGGGGGCGGUCCAGUGCUUUGGCCCUUUUCCGCGCGCGUGAACUGUCGGCAGCCUCAUGAGUGCUCGCCCCACAAACUCUGCAGGCUUUGGCCGUCUGGCUGCGUCGCCCGCAGCGACCGCAAACGCGGCCGAGAUACCAGCGGCCUCACCCGAGCAAACACCCCGCGCGCCUCUGCCGUUCAUCGAGCGCUCCUUUGCCCGGUGCAAGCCAUUCGUGGGACAAAUGAGCGCGCACGCGAUGCGCCGUUUUUCGCGCUCGCGUACGUCCCCACGCUUGCCUCUGCUCUUGUGUGAAUCUCUUCUGAGCUUGUGGCGUGGUUUCGAUCGCUCCAAAUUUCUGCCGCUUGCUUGUGAGCUCGCGGCGCCUCGUAUCAGCAGUCGUCAUUUGUCGUGUACAGUCACUAUAUGGAUUUGCGGAGCAGCUUUGUUUCUUUUUGAGGCCCGACAGGUGGCGCCUCCGUAUACCCAUCCAGGGCCAUGCACAACCAAGGACGCCUACGGCCGCACGCCGUGCAGCGUGCUUGUAAAUUAUCUCCGCGGGGCUUAAGAUGGCGCUUCUCGGCCGCGCGCGAUGCUUUGGAUCUCUUCUUGUUCGUGUUCUUACACUGAGAGCGGCCAUUCUUGUGAGGCGUAAACCCUGAGACCUUCUGAGGAGGUCUACCCUGACACCCUAAAGAUGAAAGAUCCAAAAGGCUCAAAGCUUUGAGUUUUGAAGCUCUGGGGUAAGGGCUAAGGAGGUAAACCCCGAGGCCAAAACCUUGACACUUUUCCGCUGUUUGGUCUACCUUGAGAAGCGAAACCUCCAGGGAGGUGCAUAGCCCUGGCUUUUUUUGUGGCCGUGAACUGUUUUCGGCUUAGCGGCUGCCCCACAAGCUCUGCAGACUCUGCCUGCCUUUCGUUUCCUCUAAACCCUGGAGCCUUAUUUGGCGCUCCUUAAAGCCCUGACUUUAGACCUCGACUGUUGCCGAUUCUUAUCUAAGAGAAAUGUGCGACGUAGUUGUAUCACUACUUCUGAAGAUAUUCCUCAAAACCUAAAACCUUGAAGAUAUUCCUGUCUACUGAAUAUGUCGUGUCUUGACUUAAAUCUAUAUCACAUGCGUAUCUUCACUCAUGGCUGAGACUGUAUCACUUCUUGUGGCAACUUAAUAUGUUGUGACGUAUCCCUAAAUCUAAAUGCAACAUUAAAUUUACAGAGUUUCGUGGGGUACUAGUCCUACAACUCCUACUCCUACUUCUACAUAAGCAACAUAAGGCUACUAGAUCAACUACAUCAGGCUACUGUAAGUAAGAAGUACUCUAUAAGCACUAGAUCAAAUACAUCAGCAGGCCGCUCUUGCUCUAAGGAAAGCGGUGCAUGUGGCUGAGGUGGAGAAUAUCCGACAGCCAGUAUUGCACACGCCCUAUGCUUUUUGGCUCUUUGUGCAAGAAGUGGCUGCGAAGGUUUGGCUUAAGAGGAACAUUCCAGAAUUUGGACGGCAAGACGACGACACCUUUAUGGUCUUCGCGGUCGAGUAUAAUUAGUGUCGUUUUUUAGUUUGAUGUCCAUUAGUCGCGUUGGGUUUUUGUUGGGACACCCGAACACGCCCAAGCGCACUCCGAAGCUCUUGAGAGCCGCCGGAUUUGAUACUGAGGCCAUGGAACAGAAAAGCAAAGGCGAUCAGAACGGGCGCGCCGCGUGGUCACUGACUUGGUAAGGCCUUGGAAUGGUAUCAGAACAGAAUGGGCCCGAUGUCAUUGACAUACCAUGAAGGGCCACGGUCCAGCUAUUGGCUAGGAGGGUCAUGCUGCUCAUUCAUCUGCAUAGCGUCCACGCUGUUAGCUGCUCCCUAUCAUCUAGGCCCUCACGCUGUAUCUGAAAGGGCUGCAAGCGUCUAAGACCUGGAACAGAAUAGGCGCCACCAUUCGGGACGCCGUUGAGUUCAUUCCACGACCUUACCAGGAACCAGCGACGGAGCAAGACAGGGAACGGCGUAAGCGUAAUCAUGAUCAAGGUGACGAGUGGGCGCAGUCGUUCUCGUUGGCAUUCAAAUCAGGCACACCACAUGCGUAGGAUCUAGGGCCAGCAAGUGCCAGGGGCUGACAGUUUUAGCAUUCGCGUAACCGUAGCCCAUCCUUGGCGUUCGCGUUGGUUCAGUUUGUUUAUAGUUGUGUCCAUUAGUUGCGUUUAGUUUUAUCACCGUAGUCCACCCUUUUCUUUUGCAUGAUUAUAUUAGUAUUUAUAGGGUAAGGGUUAGCAAUAAUUUGCGAAAUCCUUAAGAGACUCCUUUAAGUGGCUUCCUUAAGGAGAACCCUUUUCCUUAAGGAAUUUCUAUUACAAAAAGUUAUUAUAACUUUCCUUAAGAGAAAAAAAAUUCCUUAAGGAAGCUCCUUAAGGAAAAGUUGUAAUAGCCCUUGGCUAAUAUUAGACCUUUCCUUAAGGGAUUCGCAAGGACUCGCAAGGCUCUCUAAAGCCCUUGCGCUGCUAGUGCUACGAGUGGAAAGGCACCGCGAACAUGUUAACGCGUUCGCGGCUGUUAGUUUGUAGGCUACUCACGUACCCAGCCACAUCUGCAGCAGGACACUACGCGCCCACCCCUAGCGAAUCGCCCCAACGAACUUCCAGCCGCUACCCUUGUUAUUUAUCGCCCAGCGCCUUUACUUUUUUCCAAAAACUUCAGGGAGGUCAUUCAAAUACAGAGAAAACGGAACGACCUCCCUGAAGUUUUUGUAAAAAAGUUAGCCCGCUCCCCUUCCGCGACAACCUUCCGCACACAGCAAUCGACCACAGGAGCGCGCGGCAGCCCUUGGAGAUGGUUAACCAGUAUACUUCUAACCAGCUCACCAGGGUCCACCCUUCAGCCAUGCAAGCCCUCACGGCUAUCAUUCUCACAGGCAUCGACAUCCUCAACGGCUUCGACUUUCACACACAGCGAUGUAUAUCGUUGGCCUUCUCAUGGAUAUGAUGAUGCUCACCAGGGUCCACCCUUCAGACAUGCAAGUCCUCACGGCUAUCAUUCUCACAGACAUCGACAUCCUCAACGGCUUCGACUUUCACACACAGAGAUGUAUAUCUCUGGCCUUCUCAUGGAUAUGAUGACGCUCACCAGGGCCCACCCUUCAGGCAUGCAAGUCCUCACGAAGCCGCUGAGGGUGUCACCUCCCCAGCCUUCCCUUCUUUGACACAGUGGGAGCCACCUUCCCAGCCUUGGCGAGCAGACUUGGCGACUUUUUUCGUUUGUCUUUCUGUCUCUUAGUAGUCAAUCUGUCUAGUUGUUAACCUAUGCCCGGCGCAGCGGGCCCUUGAUGGGCCCGCUUUCUGGGCAUGUAUUUAUAUUGUAGAGGCCGUUUAGUUUUGUCCACGACGCCAUGUUGUCCACCCUUGACUCAACAUCCUGGAGCAACGCUUUUGCCCUGUGUUCGCAUGAAACACGACUACAAGGGGAAUGCAAAUAGUUGUGUUGUUAUUUUACGACUCUAACAACGCAGCCAGCAGUUUUUUGGCUACAUCAUCGUCCAGUAGCCAAGGAAGCCAAGAAGCGGACGCCAAGAAGAAAUUCUUUCAAGACGAAGUGCUCCCCGCUAUCUUAAGAAAGAAUCACUGUAGAAGAAAAAAUGCGUCUAGACAAUGAAUAAAGUCUGUCAUCUUCUGGAAGAAAAUGAGCCUCCAACGUGAGUCCAGUCAUCUGAAACUGGAAAAAAAUAUCAACAAAAAAGACAGCAGAAGUUUCAUCUUUAUGAUCGUAGAUGAUAGGUGAAUGAGAAUGACUUUCUUGUCCUACUUUAUUUCAGAUGCAGCAAUGUUCAAGUUCAACAUCAUUCGUUCUUUCUCAGAAGAUGGAUUUCCAUUUCCUACCCCGCUCUGAGGUAUCAUGAUAAUUUUAAGAGUCUAAUUUCAAUGGGCCCCGACGAAAAUCGGGGAGAAAAGCAAGAACGCGACCAGUUGGAGGGCUUCUUGGACUCGGUACGAGACGAUGAAGAAAAAAGGAAGCCUCAAUGGUCGGUCACUGCCAAGAGCCAACGUUUUUUAGGCCCCUUGGUCUUCGAAUAUUGUAGUUCUUGAAGCAUGUUUAACUCUAAAUUAUGUUAUUUGUUAUCGUAUUUCUUGACUCCCAGUUAUCGUACAAACUUAGACUUAUCCCGUGCAACAAUUAUCGUAUUUCUUGACUCUUCUCUCAGUCAAGCUUACCAGUUAUUACCAAGUCUCAUCUGUGAAAUAGUUUUUUUGAGUAUCUGAGGUAGGGUAUCAAGGUUAUUAUCAAGUAAUUUGCCAAUCGGAAAAAACAAAAAGACACCAGGGACAUCAAGUCAAAGAAUUAGAAUAGGCUGUUCUCAUCUCCAGCACCUACUACGUCUAUCUUUCUACUUAGCUAGGAUGUUCUCUCCUACCUUCACGUUUUAGGUGUUUCUUCUCUAAUCUUUGGCUGUUCUCCUGGCGUGGUAAUUCACCAUUUUUCACCAAUCUUGGCUUGUGCACUCCAGCACAUGCUAUCCCUCACACAAACCUCAACUUAUGGCCCCCCGUCAAGAAUGAAAAUUGUAACUGCUUGGAGAUGUUGGAGUUGGAGAUGUUACAGUUGGACAACACGGCACAUAGAAAAUGAGUAGAGCAUACACUGUGUACUUUUCUACCUCAACUACACUGUAGAGAAGUCGUAGUUUUCACCUCAACACUUCUCUAGUACUAUAGAUUUAGAUAUGAUACUACUACUCUACCACGCACAGUAGAGAAGAAGGGAACUACUUCUAGUAGAAAUGUUAUGAAGGCUCAUAGUAGUAGUACUCGUGAGUUCUUUCGAUGUAUAGUGGAUUAUAUAUCUCCUACAUCAGUAGUUCCCUUCUUUUCUACAGUGUUGAGAGUAGUAGCUACUGGAGAGAAGUAGUAGCUCCCACCUCAACACUGUAGAGAAGUAGUAGUCUCCACCUUACUCAGGAUCUGCCCUAGACAUCAAGUAGUUUCCACCUACUCCUUAGGUCACGAGUAUGUGAGUCAUUCAUAUACGGAGAUGAAAGGUAAGGAAUUCGACGGGGCUCUAGUACUUACUCGUCCUAGAAGUAACCGAGCUACAACUGAAUGAAAACAGGGACGACGAGACGAUGGAGCUUAUUUAUUAGAACAGGGCUAUUCUUGCUUCAUCAGUCGGCUCCUUACUUCAGAAGCAAGCUCUUGCUCUAAUCUAUCGCUGGGGUUUAUGAUGUUUUUUAGUUUUUACUCCACUUCACCAUCUUCUCUUACUUUUUCACAUAAUUUUUCCUCAUCUUAACAAGGUACUCCUAGUCACUCAGUUCUCUGUGUUUAGUUGCAGUUUACGGCGUUAGCUCAAGUAGUGCGUACUGUUAUUAGAGCAGGGCUUGGGCUAUUCUUCCUUGCUAAAGAGUACUUAGUUGGCCCCUUUCUUCAGGAGCAAGCUCCUGCUCUAAUCUAUCGCUGGGAUUACGGUGACCCCGGAAACCGCGAAAAAAUAUCCUAAGUUGCACGAGCAGAUAGCCAGAGAACUAGUGUUAAGGCUCCUUGUUCUCCUACAAAUUUCUCUUUCUGUCUCUAUAGAGAUCCUUUCCCUCAACAUCAACUGUAAAAGUGUAUCAGUUUUUAUAUGCAUCACAAUUUCGGAGUAAAAGCAAGAUCUUGACUUUUUUCCUUUCUUUCCGUCCCGCUCCUAACGACUCAAUUCUAAUGAAUUUGGGACAGGAACCCAACCCAAAAGCAAUAGGAACCACGUUUCCGGAUUCGGGAUUUAGUACUUAUAUUAAUGCUUCUUCUUCUUCUUCUUUUGAGUACUUAGUUAUAGCUUCUUGUCAUUCGGGAUGAUUGGUUUAGUAUCUUAUACAGCUUGUUAUUUCUUGUAGGUUCGGAGGUCGUUGGUAUACCUCCUCAGUCGCAAGAAUAUAGUUUGUUUCUUGUUCGUUUGACGAGUUUCUAUUUCUUUUGUCGGUGACUCUGACGCUCUGUCUUUUAUGGUGUAUUUACUGACUGAGUCACAAGCCUCGUCCUAUGAUUUCCUAGUUCCUUCUAUUUACUAGUCACAUUGUUCAUCUUAUAGACCACUCCUCUAUUUACUACUCUACAGUCCCUUUUUAUCAACAAAAAUAUAGUGUGCCUGUUGUGGUAUGAUAAUUUGUAGCUUCUCUCUUGUAGCACUACUUCUACUCGCUUUUGCGAACGCCAACCAUCUACGAAAUCGCCAGAAAACUUGUCCGCCGGCCCGAUCGCUCCCGAUGUUGGCUAGCUGUGGAAGGUGCGCCGGGUCUUGUGACGAGAGUGGAGAGUCGUUCCUACUGUGACGAGAGUCGUCUUGUUAAUUGUGACGAGCCUCGUCUUUAUUGUGACGAGAAUUCUCCUCACUCCUGUGGAGGGCGUCUACUUUGUCACUGUGGCGAGCAUUUUUUUUACUUCGGCGAGAAUUUUUUUUAACUGUGAUGGUUCUCGUUUUUAUUUUGACGAGCCUCCUCCAUUUUGUGACGAGCUUCGUUCUUACUGUGACGAGUGGCAGUCUUACUGUGACGGGCUUCGGCCUUACUGUGACGGGCCUCGGCCCUUUUGUGACGGGCUUCAACCUUUGGAGGGCGGGGAGGCGUCCCCAAAUGUGGCACUCUAGUGGUGUCAGGAUUCGAACAGGCUGACGAACUGGGCACGCGCUGACGAAUCCUCAGCCUUUCGAGCUGUGCAAAUCUUAACACCAGUAGAGCGCCCCCUGCCUCAUGAAAGAAAGCGCGAGCGCCUUAUCCGUUGGCGGCUCGCUCGAGGAGGUCAGGCGCCUGCGCCUUGAGGGUGUUUCUGCUGAGGGGGCACUCUAGUAGCGUUAAUAUUCGAACAGCGUGAAAGGCUGAUGGCUCGCCAGCGUGAGGCCCGUCACAGUAAGGCUGAAGCCCGUCACAGUAAAGACGAGACGCUUCACAGAAGAGACGAGACUCGCCACAGAAAAGACGAGGCUCGCCACAGUAAAAACGAGGGUCGUCACAUUUAGAGGGAGGCUCGCCACAGUGAAGAAAAUUCUCGCCACGGUGCGAGACUUGUCGCCACAGUAAAAAAAAACUCUCACCACAGUGAAAAGAAUUCUCGCCACAGUAGAAAAAAUGUGGCCACAGUAGAGACGAGGCUUCUCGUCACAGUAAAAAAAGACUAUCGCCACAGGACCUGCCCUGGCACAACUUCCACAAUGCAGUCAAAAGCCCCACAACUCAGGCACAGCCCCCACAACUCAGGCACAAACCCCACAACUCAGGCACAACUCCCGCAGCUGAGUAAUAAUAAAGCCCAGCCUUUUCCUAGAUGUUUGGCCUUGGUAAUGUUUAUUCAACAAAGAUGAAUCCUCCCAGCCGCGUGAUUCUCUUCUGUACAACCAGGACCCCGAAAUCGAGACGAUAACGUUUUCAAAGCCGCGGCAGAUCUUUUGUUAAGGAAGUAGUCACUUAUUAUCCGCAGUGCUCGUCAAUGCGCAGGGCUGGGGUGGGAGCUCUUCUAAUUCUCAAAAAGUAUAAAAAUUCCGAAUUCGCGAACUUGUUUUUGGGAAGACGGAAAUACUAGUAACUAAUUUUGAUGGUCAAGAAUAAGAAUAGCUUGGUCCGCGCUCGCUUUAUAAGUAUUUUGAAUGAUGCUGAUGGGGCGGUCAUCUAGUUUUACCCGAAGAUAUUGUAAAAAGAAUUGUUGUCGUCCUUGAAGCAACGUUCUUCACCCUAAACCUUGAAGGCUAAAGAACGUUGCUUAGAGGACGACGACCUUGCUUAGUUAUUCUUAACUCGUGAACCCCCCCUAAAUCUAAAUCUAAAUCUAAAUCCUGGCAACUACGUGGCUCUUCGUUCUUGGCUAAUUUUAUUACAACCUUGUCGUGUGUGAGAAGUGUUAGUUGUCCGAAACGUUUGUGGUAGUAGAACAUGAUGUCCUCCUCUUCCUCUAAUGCUGACUGGAGAGGAGGUAGUGAGAAUGGGAUGGGGAGCAGAUUAUCCCACGACUCGAAUCUUGUCAGUCGUGGGCUUGGCAAACCUGUGGCAUCCGGUGUUAAGGCUUCACUAGUAAGUACUUAAUUACUUGCUUCUUUUAGUUUAUCGAAUCUAGAAAUUAUUUUCUUCUCCGUUGUUAUUUGAAGAUGACCCGCCUUGUUUCCCUGGUUAGUUAUAAGCCUCCUGCGCUCCUACAUUUCAUUUCAAAGUUGUAGGGUUUCAACUAUGGAACAACCCCCCCACCUCUUGCAAGGGCAUCGAAUUAUAAAUGACUCACACUUGCCUCCCCUCGCACUAGACAAUACCUCACGAGCAGGCACUCAAGUGAGUGAAAGAGGAAAGUGGUUCUGCAUGUAGGGUAAGUAGAGCCCCCUCUAAGAAUGUUGCUCCCGCAAAAAUACUUUGAGGAUAAGCGCGACCCUUUCGAAAAAAUAAUGGAGCUUAAGGCAACAGAUAUGAUUUAUUUGUUCUGCAGAGUCGUAUGAGUGAAGACAAUUUAUUCUUUAUGUCAGUGAUAAAAAUAUGUUGACUAGUAAUCAUUCGUCGUCCUCGUCUGACUUAUUAUUGAUUAUCGUGUUUAUUUAUUUCAAGCACUGAUUUCAAGCACUACGUCUUUGAUUAUCGUAUUUUAUUAUUGCCAGUUUUUUACCUCCUCUCCUUUUCCUUACUCUAUCUUUCGUUCGAUUCCAGCAUUUGGAUUUUCUAGUCUGUUUGUCUUGCAUAUCAAUGACUCACUUUAAUACUACUCAUACUAACCAGCUUGUUCCUUAUUUCAAGCAGACUGAGUCGUUCUCUGCUUCAUCAAAGCUUAUUUUGAGAAGUUCUUGAGAGGAGCACUGCAAAAGCUUAUUUUGAGAUGUGACCUUCCACUACUUGAUGUUCUUGAGAGGAGCUCGUUCAAAUGAUCAGAUCAUCUGACUGGAAAAAGCAUAUCAAAAAUAUCAUCAGAUGAUUCUCUUCUACGACGAAGUAGAAGAUGCCAUAGUGCAGCUACUUGCUCUUCUAAGACAUACUGGUGGAGCGGGAUCCAAGUGAACACGAAUAAUCCGGAUGCAGAGGCUAUCCAGGUGCGUAUGAAGCAGGGAGCUCUCGAAAAACGAGGCAGCCUUCAGAAACAAGCACCACAAGAAGCUGCUCAUCCUCAGGCUCUAUGGAAGAUUUCAUUAUACCAGUCAGGCCAUCACUCUUUGAGGCGUCUCGUCCAUCAUGCUAAUAUUUUCAUUCCGUACAACACCAGUACCACUGCUACACUUGUUCUAGAUAUUUUCAGAAGUUCCAUCCUUCUUACUCAUAUACUUACUCUGAGAUGAACAUGUUGUUACGGUAAGCCUUAUUCUGAGAUGAACAUGUUCUUGUCACGGUAGGUCAAAAUAGUGUACUCGUCCGACCGUCUUCUAUUGUUCGCUCUUGCUCUGGGCGAAAAAUUCUAGAACUACAGCUACACGCAUCCUUCAUAACGGACAACGAAAAUAGUGGAAAUCGGUGAGGCGCUGAACUUUAUGGAAGAAGAUGACGAUGAUGAUGAUGAUCUAGUUGAAUGGUUCCGGUAUUUGGUAACCUGAAUUUGAUCAUAAGGAAGCAUCCACUAGUCUGGCUUUUUUUUUCUCCUAACAUCGAUCGAUCAUAAUUUUUUGGAUCCGUAGCCAUUUUGGCUCAAGGACUGUUAUAAGUUUUCCCCCUGAGUUGUCUCUGAGGUGUGCUGCAAAUCUAGAUUGGCUUCUUCCUUUACAUAUUAAGGUUGAGGCUUAGGCCCAGCGGCGCUCAAGGCACUAAAUAAAACAACCGGUGAGUGUUUACCUCUAGUAGCGUUUAGCCCACUUCCAACAAAAGACCUUAGUAACAGGUAGACUCAGGACUCGGACUCAUGAUUUUUCUACGCCAACAGAUGAUUGCAACUUUCAUGCAGGCGUUCCAUACGUACUUGCUACUUGGAGGCGCGGCAAUUAUGGCUUCUACCACUACAAUAUUAUUGUACUUACAUUUCAUCGUUAGUAGUAGAAAGACAGUUUCCUACUUUCUUUCUAGUAUCUGUUGUAGGUGCCCUUCGUACAUGCUGACUUACUCCCUGCAUACUCACGCCGGUGCAAUACUAGUAAGUUGUACCACACUGAUUACAUCCAUUCUUGCUACCACUACAUUGAAACUAAGAAAAAUGGCGUACUGCAUUCUAGCUAGUACCACAUUGGAAUUAAUUGCGGACAUUGUUCUAGUAGUUACCAGCACACUGAUUGCGUGGACGCUCUUCUAAACUAAUGUUGUACUUGUACCUACUACUUCCCCUAUCAUUAAUUGAUUGACUUUCUUCUAUCCUGGUGAGGGCUCUUUUCUGUUGUCGUGAGGGCUCUACUCAGUAAGGAGUAACUGGAAGGAGAAGAUAGUUAGAUACCGACAAUAAUUGCUACCAACUUGAUCUUCUUCUAUCGGGUCGAGCUCGUCGUUUCUGGUCCCACUAGAAAUGGGCUGCCAAGUACAUGAAUCAGAGCUGCCCCUCUAAGAAGGAGUUUUUUUUGAGGCGCCCCAGCGCGGCACAAAACGGUCGGCAAGGUAGUCCCUCUGGGGCUACGGACGCGAGGAGGCAACAGGCGAGCCAAAUCGUAAGCCUAAACGGUCAUCCGCAGGAGUGCAGUGCUGGAGGUGGAGGCCCGAAGGCAAAGGCCGUCUUUUUCCCUGAUGAUGAACAGGUGGGCAAGGCGCUGACGCACGCCAAUUUGUUAAGCACUGAAGCUAAAAAGUUCUGUAGUCUCUUCACAACAUAUACUCGCUGAGUGAAUGAAUGAAUACUCGCUGUCCAGAAGGUGGGAGUAGAGGGGGUGUUUACGGGUCAAAGAAAAUUGUAGUUGAAGAUAGAUAAAAGUUGGUAGUCCUUCUGCGGCUGCACAUGUUCGCUUGAUGAUGCAGGUCACACUGUGGGCGGCGAAUCACUUCCUAUCCUAAGCUAGCCUACUUUUUCUAUCUGUCCUCUUUACUAGUCCUUCCAUCACUUUCUUAUUUCUAUCGCUCUCCAUUCCUCGCCCGAGGAUGCAGGUCAAACUGUGGACGGCGAGUCAACUCCUAUCCUAUCCUAUCAUCUUCGUUCUAUCGACUUUGUUGAUGUUGUCACUUCAUUUUCAUAAAAUAGUAGAAGUUGUUUUUUGAAAUUCUACUUGCUGAACUUACCCCCCGAAUGGGUAAGCGACUACUACUACUAUUACUACUACUAAUUAUCCUACGACUCCUGGUACUGCCACUCCUCCUACUACUCUAAUUUUGAUGUCGAUUCGAGAGCAGCAUGUGAAUGCCCUCCACGCUCUGACACAGCUUUCCAGCACCAAGAACCUCCCACGAGAUUUCGUAUCUAAGAACCUGGCGGCCGCGGACUUUCUCUUUAAGGUUAGCAGCUCUUAGUCUUUUGAUUAAUCGCCGUCUAGUCCGCGCACAUUAUUAAGGCGCCCGCAAGGUUAAGCGUAACUAGAGAAUAUUUUUUCAUUUCAACUAUUUACUAUGACAAGAGUCUCGUAAAGAGUAAUUCAUCUUUGACUAUGACUGCGUCUCUGUUGUUGAAAACUUUUCAAAAGUAUACUUUUAUUCUGUUCUUGAUUGGCGUCCAUCUACGACAGAAUGGACAGAAGCGGCUGCGUCUGCAGCAAUUCCCUGCUUCGUCAUUCUAUUUGUGGGGGACUACUACAACUCACCUGUUUUCUGUCCUUAGAUCGCUACCAGAACGUGCGACCUUUCCACAGACUUUUGUUUUGAACAACGAUGCUCCGCGCGUAUUCUGGAUACACCUCGUGUGAGAACGAAGCAACGGCGCCCUAUCCUAUCAACAUAUCCUAUCCAGUACAGCCUCCCCAUAAUUAUAGUAGUAUACUUGCUUUAUUAAAGUUCCUCAAUACCCUGGUCCUCCAAAUUUGUUUUGAACGAUGCAGCAGCUAACUUUUUAAGCUACAAUGCGUGAAAGACAUGAAAUUAUUGAAGCUUUUGCAUUUAUUCAAGAUUUUGGUUUUGAAUUGCGGAGAGGGUUAUUUCUAAUCUUGCUGCUUGGACGACGGCGAACAAGGACGAACAGCAAUCGACCAAGAAUUCCAUGUCAUUUGCUCUUGUCAAGUUCUUUCUGUUUCAGGUAAGUAUUAAUUUCUAACUCUUGUAGUCUAAGUAUUUUUCAGAUUUGUAGUAAGUUGUUCAUUCCUCUUCCUUUAAUGAUCAGUCAGAAAUCUAGUCCAUCUUCCUUCUAGAGAAAUGAAGUGCUUUAUUUGUCUAAGGUCUACUACCAGAUUAUUCGUAGUUCGUUCCAUCUUGUUCAUCUCCCAAGAACAGGAAGAGGAAGAUUGAUGUAGAACAAGUUCUUGGAGGAAUGAUAUUCCCCCACCUUCUUCUUCGAUGAUGAUUGAUGUAGAAGUUCUUGGGGGAUAAAUUAUCACGUUGUUCGCCCUGCUGACGAUGACGAAGAUUUUUUAUCAUUUGUGUUCCAGGGCGCGGGGCGACGGCCCUCCCCGCUAGUACUACACGACGGCCCCUUUUUCAGGCUUCUGCCGGGGGGGAAGGCCUCAAAAAGGGGCCCAGUGGCCUCCCCCCUCCGCUCCCUUCCAGCUGCCUGGCUGUUCCCUAGGGGCCUCCGGUGGUGGUGGGAGGCUUCAAAACAAGGGGCCCAAGGGACCGCCUGCGCCCCCGUCCAGGUGCCUGCUUGUGCCCUAAGUGCAUCCGUUAGGCUUCGCCGCCGCAGCAGUGCACCGGGGCCGGCAGCGGGAGGCCCCCGAAGACGGCAAAAGGCGAGGGGCUGGCCCCCCGAGCCGUGCCGCCUGUACCCUCCGGGUCCUUGGUCAUCGGCUUGCCUGCUCUUGCGCCCGUGGCCGCCUCCGGCGGACUUUUACCCUGGAGGGCUCCCGCUUGCGAGGGUCAGCAGAGGCCAGGCGGCCCCUUGGGAACACGCUGAGGGGCCCAAGGAGAGGCCCGCGCCAAGUUUUGACGCCUUCCGCCACUAGAAUCCGCGGAAAAUCCGCGCGGAAAAGCGCGCGCGCGCCUCCACAGACCAGACCACAGGGGGGGGGCGCCUGGCCUUGGGUCAUAUAACUAUCUGCAUCUGCUCCCCGGGCUGGGGUGCCCCGGGAGACGUUUAAGAAGGGAAAAGAGACUCCUUCAGGGGCGUGGCCUUGCGUGAAUGUUUUCACAAGGUGAAACAAGCACCCGAAGGACGCGCACUCCCCUCCGCCUAGUGGUAGGCGGAAGCGGGAGGAGCAACAGGCAAGGCGGGGGCCGUCUUCGUGUGGUUUGUUGCUCUUCCCGCGAGGGUGCCCGAAGACGACAGCGAAAAAGAUGGGAACCCGCUCCCAAGAUGGUCGCAAGCGCCGGCGGGCAGUUCAGCCCGCAACAUUAUGGGCGCCACCUUUAACGCGUCGGCCAUGGUUGGCGCUGGGUGUUUGUGGUUUUUUCUUCUCUUCUCCUUUGGUCGUUCGUGGCUCCGUGCCCGAGCUACAGCGAACAACAGCCACGAAAACAAAGAAGCCGGAGGUCUGCGAGGGCUUCUUGCGAUGAUAGCGAGGAAAAGCCUGAGGGCUUGCCCCAGUCCCCGAGGAAGGUGAUAGAAACCGAGCGCCGGCGGGCAGUUAAAUACGCGACACCAUGGGCGCCAUUUUCAACGCGUUGGCCAUAGUCGGCGCGGGUGUUCUGGGUCUUUUCUCCUUCUCUUUCUCUGUCCCGCUCGCGGCCGUGCGUGUGAACUUCAGCGAACACCGAGGACAACCAAAACAGAAGAAACAAAACGGAAGCCCGCGAGGGCUGCGUGCUUGAAAGUGACAGCGAAGAAAGUGGGAACCUGUUCCCGCUGUGGUGCUGUUGCUGCUGUUGGUUGUUGUUGUCGUUGCUGUUGUUCUUGUUUCUCUUGUUGUUGUAGUUCUUGCUGUUGUCUUUGCAAUAGUCUUUGUAUAGUACUCUCGACGCCCUCGAUCGUAUUAGUGGUAGAACCUUUCUACACUCACAGAUAUUAUGCUUAGCCACCUUGGCUUACUCUAGUGCUGCCAUACUCCUCCGGCAUAGAGCGCUUACGCGGUUGCCCCUUAGUGCUCUAGCACUUAGUCGGAUUCAGAGGAGACAUCGCGCCGCUUGCCAUAUAGAGGGGACAACAAGGGAAGCGGGCUCUCGGUUCAGGGUUCAAAGGAGACACCGCGCCGCCUGCCAUCUAGAGGGGACAACAAGGAAAGCGGGCCUUCGGUUCAGGGUUUAGGAUUCAGAUGAGGCAUCGCGCCGCCUGCCAUAUAGAGGGAACACCAAGGGAGGCGGGUUCUCGGUUCAGGGUUCUGAAUUCAGAUGAGAAAUCGCGCCGCCUGCCAUGUAGAGGGAACGCCAAGGGAGGCGGGUUCUCGGUUCAGGGUUCAGGAUUCAGACGGGGCAUCGCGCCGCCUGCCAUAUCGAGGCGACAACAAGGGGGGAGCAGGUUUAGGGUUCAGGAUUCAAAUGAGACAUCGCGUCGCCUGCCAUAUAGAGGGAACACCAAGGGAAGCGGGUUCGCGGUUCAGGGUUCAGGAUUCAGAUGAGCCAUCGGGCCCCCUAUCAUAUACAUAGGGGAACGCGGUGGAACUUGCUGCAUUUUAGACGCUGCCUGAACAACUUUUACUUUAGAGCUUCCUUAUUCUCGUGGCUGCCAGAUUGUUGCUGUUGUGGUUGUUGUUGGGGCUGCUGUGGGGUUUGGUGCUGGGGCUGCUGUUGGGGCUGUUGCUGGGGGUGUUCUUGUAGUCGUCGUUGUGCUUUGUUGGUCUUUUAGUUUUCACCUGCUUAAAGGCAUCGCAAGAGCCUUUUAGCCUUCGCGCUAGAGGCGGCUGAGGGGUCCUUUCAUGUUCACCGUAAAGGCGCCCUAAGAGUCCUCUGGUGUUCACGUUAAAGGCCUCUACCUCUUAAGGGCCUCUUAGUGGUUCUUUAGUAUUCACAUUAAAAGCGGUGGCCCUUUAGAAGUGUUCACAUCGAUCAGGCAGCAUGCGUGGCGCGGUUCUUACUGUAUUUUAUAGAGGGCAUUUGACUUCGAUUAUAGCCGAGUGCUUCAGCUUGGAAACCUUCUGAAGAUUUUACGAGGAAAGCAGAAGAUCCCUCUCCUACCGUGACUCUGUAGGUGGGUUUUCGACAGGAUCGCAGAGAUUUGUCGAAUCUGUCGGUUUCGACUGCUGUCCACUUUCGUGCCCUGUUCAUUCAUAUCCUGCGCAAGAUGACGAAGAUUUUUUAUAUACAAACUGGAGACUUAACCCCCGGGGAUCCUAAAUCUACUGGUGAGUUAUACUUUUUAGUGCUGUGGCAGCACGGUAGGCUGGCUCGGCAGACCCAGGUCUUUGCCGGCGCCGGUCGUUGCACCUACGGCCCAUAAAUUUGCCACGGAGCGUGGCGGGAGGCCUUUACCUCCCCAGAGAGAGUUGCACACCAACGUCCGGGUGUCGUAACCCCUCUCGCGGCUCGGCCGGUGUUCGUGCACCGUCGCCCUACGAGUCAAUCAACCGGCACCCGCGAGGUUUCGGGUGCUCGCUCUUCGCGUCGGACGCUUUGGUCCGGGGCGCUUUGGCCCGGGUGCGCGGCUAAUCCCUCGGCAGUAGCAGGCGUUGUCCCCCCGCUGGGGGACAAGGUCACUUUGAACCUCCAGCCCGCGCUGUCGGCCUACUACCGGGGCUUGAGCUCCCGCUCAACCUCUGGUCUCGGUUUGACACGUGCCAGCGGUGAAUGGACCGCUCCGAGCCCUUAUCCUUUCCUCACCGGCACCUUCCUCCGGAGACCCCGACCAGGCUCCGGCUUCCUGGUGCGGACUUGAGUCGGCGGUCUGAGACUCGCGUCCGCCGUCGAGGGGUUACGGGGACGUGUGCCGGCCUUUGCACAGGUUUGCGUCAGGACCUCCCGCCGGCCAGCGCCCGCGUCGGUGGUGUGCCGGGGCGGCUGCCGCCCUCCACCGCGCUUGUCGCUCCCGUGGGAGGGACGAACUCCCGGAGCGACAGCGACAGCAGGGGCCGGCAGGCGUUCACAUAGUUCAGCCAGCCAUAGUCGGGCACCAGUGGACUGCUGAACCGUCUGCAGCCGUGGGAUGGUGUUGAUGAACAGUUUGUGCUUGCCGUGUCUGGUCAUGUAGUCCGCCAGGUUCCAUUCGGAUUUUAUGUAGACGUACCACGGUUUGACAUUGUUGUCGUACCAGUGAUUGACUACGUCUACUGCGGUGUUUGCCACCACCGCGGAUUUGCCACUACAUUUGAUGAAGUUGUAGAGUACUGGCGUGUUGUCGAUCAGCACUACGAGGUCGGAGUUGCUGGUCCAACUCGGUAGUUGCUUUGCGGCGAGGCCCACCGCGGCCGCCUCCAGUACCUCUAUCCUGGCGGUGGCCCAUCGGCCAUCCGUUAAUGGCUGCAUUUGGAUGAGGGUCUUCCCGCUGUGGUGGAUCAUGACGUAUCCUAGCGUUGGCUCGCCGUUCGGCCCGCCAUCUGUUGACGCGUCCGUGAACAGGAAGCUCAGAGGCUUCACGAUUUGUUCUAGCCUGAGUCUGAGCCUGUUCACCUUGUGGACCAUCUUCUCGAUGGCCGCAGUGGAGCGCAGGAGGGCUCUCCGUUGCCACCGCUGCUUCACCAACUUGUCGAAGGUGGCGUCUUCUGUCCAUGCGUAAAGAGAUCUCAUGAUCUCGUUUCCGGCUCUGUUUGCCGCGGACACGGUGAUGAAGUUUGCCAGUCCGAGCAGUCGCUGGACCACCUUUUUGUCCAACUGUCCUGUGUUCACUUUCUGCCGGAGCUCGUUUGCGACUUCCGCGACCUGCUGGAGCAUGUUGUCUGGCACCACAACAUCAAUUCCCGUUUUUGGGCUUGUGUCGUAGUGGAGGCCCAGUAUGCGCACAAUAGGGCUCUUUCUCGAGUCCUGCUGUGCUGUCGCUUUUGUCGCGAGCUCCAGCCCCAGGCAGUCGCAGAGAGCUUCGUAUGCCUCUAUUGCCUCAUCCGCUCCCUCUUCGAGGCUGAGGAUGAUGGCGUCGUCGAUGUAGAUUGGCACUACUGUGUGCCCGAGCGUGGCCAUUAUUUUCAUGACCAGCUCCGCCACUCUACACCAGCUGCUGACGCUGAACUUGUUCCCCAUGUUCAGUAUCGCCGCGAGGAACAUGCGGUAGCGCCCCUGGGUGUCGUCCCAGACUCCAACCGGGUUUUCCUCCGGGUGUUUUACCCCUACCUGGUAGUAGGCCUUGCUCCAGUCUCGGAGUGCGAUGCAAGGCUUUCUACCUGCCGGGCGGGUCUUCAUCCUCUCCUCGUUGAGGAGCCUCACCUGCUCGCCGAGUUGGCGGUGCUCGUCGGUGGUUGUGGCUUCGCUUGCGCUUGUUUUUGCGCGGAAGUCUGCGACCUCUUUAGCCACCUGGCCGCAGAUAUCCGUGGUGAACUGUGUCACCGGUGCGUGGAGGGUGAGGCCCUCUGCGCCUGCAGGCGCCAUGUAGCUUUUUACAAUCUCCAGGACCGUUCGCGUCCCGUGGAGCCUCACCUUUUCCGACAUUUUUGAGAAGUCGUUUUUCCACCGCUCGUCGAUUAUCACGCGAACCUUCUCUGGUUCGACCUUUGGGAAGGCGUACGCCGGCAUGACCUUGAGGUCCUCUGGAUUGAUCUCUUUGUAUCUGCCCAGCUGGACGUCUGCCUCAAUGUUUUUGAGGACUUGCCGAAGGGCUUCCUCUGGGAAACCCUUCGGAGGCGCAUCCCGGAUUUUUACCGCGGUGCUAUAGAAUUCUUUGAGGUCCUUUGCCUCCGCGGCAUUGACGUCUGCCUUCCAAAGGCCAGUACUCUUGUACUCCCCUAUUGUUUGAAAUCCAUGGAGGAUGUCGUCCGGUAGCGACGUGUCCGGAUGGCCCGUCAAUGCGAUGAGUUUUCUCAUUGCGAUGACGUUCCUUGUUUUGGUUGUCUGUAGCACCCUUUUUAGGUGCUCUGGCGCCGUAGCGUUUAUCAAGUCUGCAUUUGCUUGCUCCGUCUGCGUCUUCAGACGUCUGAACAAGGCGGUGGCUUGUUUUCUUCGUUUGGCUACCGCUGCCGGCUGUAGCUUCUCGGCAGCUAUCAGUUGUUCCCACUCGAGUGGUAGCUUUUGGCCGUAGGUCUCGAAGUGUAGUUGUGCUCGGACCCGAUUGACGAAGUUGCAGACCGCGUCAUGGAGCUCGCGGCGGUCGUUGCCGUGCUCCAUUUCUGCUUGGCUGACGUGUAGUGGCGUGGCAGUCGUCAUUUUUUGUGACUAGGCUUGGUUGGCCCCUGGGAGGAUUUUUUGUCGACUGUCGUCCAGGAACCUUCCAGAGAGCGUAUCUUUUCUCUCACCUAAGUUAACUCACCAGUUAGUAUAAUCACUUCCCCCGCAAGCUCCUCCAGUGCAUAUACAAACUGGAGACUUAACCCCCGGGGAUCCUAAAUCUACUGGUGAGUUAUACUUUUUAGUGCUGUGGCAGCACGGUAGGCUGGCUCGGCAGACCCAGGUCUUUGCCGGCGCCGGUCGUUGCACCUACGGCCCAUAAAUUUGCCACGGAGCGUGGCGGGAGGCCUUUACCUCCCCAGAGAGAGUUGCACACCAACGUCCGGGUGUCGUAACCCCUCUCGCGGCUCGGCCGGUGUUCGUGCACCGUCGCCCUACGAGUCAAUCAACCGGCACCCGCGAGGUUUCGGGUGCUCGCUCUUCGCGUCGGACGCUUUGGUCCGGGGCGCUUUGGCCCGGGUGCGCGGCUAAUCCCUCGGCAGUAGCAGGCGUUGUCCCCCCGCUGGGGGACAAGGUCACUUUGAACCUCCAGCCCUUUGGGCCAUCCUUUCUCGACGCCUCCUUGGUGCGCCUUCCAUCCUUUUCCCGACGACUGGAGGUUCAGAACCGCCAGGUGCGUACGUUUUUUGUACCCGGUACUGCUUUGAGUGCCCCUGAGCCGCUGCUACUGGCGCUCUUUGGCGCUAGGGCCGUCACCUUUUUGGUAACGGUAUUCUGUUGAAUCCGCCCUUACUUCUGUAGCUUCUGCUUGGGGGUGAUCUUGAUCGUCCGCUUGACCAAGGUGUCCUCUUGGACCGCCUUGGGCUGCACGAAGACGCGCGGGGGUGGACCCCCCCCCGAGGGCCACCGCCUGCGCAAUCCGUGCAGCGGGAUGAAUUCAGAGGCCUCCCACGUUUUGUGGUCGGCUGUGUACUCGUCCCACAUUUUGCUGGACUGUUCCCAGCCCAUGUGGGUGAGGAAUUCAUCCUCCUUCACGGCGAUUUUCCCUUGCUCCCACUCGCGUCGCGUUGCCAAUGCGAGUCCUCUCCUGCAGCUGUGCAGCGUGCCGCUAAUUCCCUUCCCCUUCUCUUCCGGUACCCCCGGAAGCCCGCCCUUUUCGCGCUCCUCUUAGUGAGCUGCGUCUAGGUGUGGGGUCGCCACAGACUACCCCCUGGGCGAUUGAUGGUUGGAGCCGUUGGCGAUGCUCCGUAAAACAGCCCCCCUCCCUUAGUAGUUAACCCCCCGCAGUAGCCCCAGUAGUUGUAGUAGCUUUCGUGCCGCUGAAGCUCUUCGCCCUCGUCGUCUUCUUCUUCAGGCUCCCAAUGGCUGCAGCUGGGACAUCCUCCCACUUUGCGCCGCGGGGUCUCUGGUCUGGCUUCUUUGGAGAACUUAAGUUGAGGCAAAUGGUGUCCCCAUCUGCCGUGUAGGUAUCCCCUGCUCUACCGGGGGGGCAGACUAAAGAUUAGCGCCUGGGGGUCUUGCCAGGGUGGUUUUCUGGCGCCGCUUUAGUCUGUUGGUGUCCCUCAUAGUUAUUAGUAGUGCCUGCGGCUGCGGUGUGGAUGUGGUGCUUUUGGUUGCGGAGCGGAUGGCGCUACGCUGCUUGGGGUUUUAGCGCCUCUAGUUGGCUGCUCUCCCCCGUUAAGGCUUUUCUGGAGUUAUGGCUGUUGGCGUGGUAAUACGUAUAGCGCGACUGCGAGCGUCAUUGCUCCAUGUUGCUGCUUUCGUAUAAGUUGGGUGACACUACUGCUGAGCAUCAGGCAGUGCCUUGGCUUGCGUGCGGGUCUUGGCUUUUCUUCCUAUAGCGACAGACGGAUAGGCACUACUGCUGAGUAUCAGGCAGUGCUAUUAGUCUUCGGGCUGUAGCUGUUGGCAAAAAACAUGGAUAGGCACUACUGCUGAGUAUCAGGCAGUGCUAUUAGUCUUCGGGCUGUAGCUGUUGGCAAAAAAAAUGGAUAGGCACUACUGCUGAGUAUCAGGCAGUCCUGAGAAGCCCUAGGUCAUAGUAAGCAUCUGAUUCCCUCCGGGUGGACGGGGUGCGACCUUUGGUCUUGUUUGGUUCGCUUUGGUGUCACUGUUUCAGGGCCCAUAUGCCUGCCUUCUUGACUGUAGUGGUGGAUCGACUAUGUUUCUCCCUUCGCCAAGCUACUUAUCCUGGCCUUUCCUAAUGGGAAAUCAGAUCUCAUAACAGCGCCUUCGCCGUGCAUCGGGCAAAAGCGACUUCGUGCACCAGCUGUUUUUGCGUUGGUGUCGCAAUUGCAGUGGAUUUCUAUUAUCCUACCGCGUUGUUUGCGGAUUUUGUCUUCGGAUAUGUGGAUGCGCCACACGUCUCCUUUUUUGGAGAUGUCCGUGUCGUCCACCGCCGCGAUGCUGUCGCCCCGCAAUCCCGAUAGCGCCCAAAGGAGGACCAUUUUUUGGUCUUUUGCCUUUAGCGCCUCGAGCUUCGUACCCGGUAGGAAAGGCUUUGCUUUCCUCGGGUUGUGGUCUUGGAUUGUUCGUUCAAUUGCCUUUUCCACGUCCCCGAUGUUUCGGAGAAUGGCGGGGCUUUCGACUAGCCGCUGCGGGCCAUCCGCGGGUGGCGGUUCUACCAGCCACAUGAUGAUGCUGGAUGUGUACUGCGCGACUGAGGUGUAUUCAUUGAACACUAGGAAGGCGGCGAAUCUUUGCACCGCCUCCGGCCUCACGGGUAGCUUUUCACCCUUGGCCGCUAGCCAGUCGAGGAAGAAGGCGACUCGCGACUUUUUGUUUCUAGUCGUGGAGUCGGCUUCUCCCAUGGCGCGCAGCUCGUCGUCGUUUAGAUCGACAGCUUUGCGCAGUGCGUCCGCCCGCUUCGACAUUUAUUUAAUGUUACUUUUUUAUUUAUCUCUCGCUGUUGUUCCCUCUAACGUUCUUUUUAGUUUUUAUUUAGUUAGUUUGUUCUCUCGUCCUUACUUACUUUUUUGUCUAGGCUGGUUCGUGCGGCUGCUUAGGCGAACCUCCACCAUGGAUCUUGGCCUCCUGCCGUAUCUCAUGAAGUGGUCUCCCCAGCCUAGCUUCUUUACUUACUCGUAACUCCUUCCCACUCUGUUUUCCCUCUUUUUAGCUUGACGAGAUGUAACACGUCACUCCCUCGAACACUGCGCCGCCGCCGCCGCGUUUUCCCUUUCGGCCACCAGUCGUCACUGGUGGUUUGAUUUGUUUCCUCCCUCUCAACUAGAGUGUUUUUUACUCUGUCAAAAAGGACGAAUUUAUUGUUCCGCCACUAACUUAAUAAUGGUCCGGUGCCCCUGGUAAUUUGACCAGAGGGCUUAUGGCGAAUGCUUUUGCAUUCUGUUUUUCGAGGAUUUGUUGUCCUCGAGGCCGGUAGCCUUUUUCUUCCAGCUAGUCGCGUUCUAGCUUGUGCGUGGCUCCUUCCACCACACCGCGAGGGAGCGUUUGCUCCCAACGUGCUCCUUCACGUCUCUCCCCAGGAGGAUUUUUCCCUCCAUCACUCUCGAUUUAUCGGCGUCGAUCGCGUGAGCGGCUGUUUUUGCGCUCGUUCGAUCGCUUCGAUUUGUUGCGGCCACGAUUGUCUUUUUCGCGACUGUCGUUGCGAUGCCGUUGUCCCAGCGGAACCGCGUUUGCGUCGCUUCGCUGGGGUCCUUUCGGUUGGCGGCGUGUUCGGCCGUUUUUGGCCUUCAUCGCCUUCAUCGGCUGGACUUUCGGUUUUACGAAGUCUUUCGGGUGGCGGAUUGCUUCCUUGUCCUUCGCUGCCGCUCGUUUUGCCGCUGUGCCGGUUGGCUGCUGGUUGAUGUUUCGCCCUGCCAACCGGGCCGAGAAGAGGACUUCGGCCAGCUCUUUUUGCGAGCGGAUCACUUCUGCCCACGUUCUCUUGGCGAUAGUGAUGUCUGGGGGAGGACGGUUGCGGUCGAUGAGGUGGUGGUGUGUGCAUUCCAGGUGUUGAGCGUCGUUGCGACAGCCUGACUGCACCGCAUGCGCUUUGUGCGCGUGGAACCAGUGGCAUACCGCCGGCGGAAGCAUGAGUCCCAUAUUUUUCAGGGACUUCAAUGCGGACGGCUCCACUAAGCCGGUUUGAGGGAAGUACACGUAGUAUGUGGUGCGUGUUCCUCCCUUCGCGUUUCGGCGCUCGGCUAGCACCACGUCGACACGUUUGUCGAGGCGGCGGUUGUGGACUGGGUCCAUGGCCGGGUUGAAAUCUGUUUUUUCCAGAUCCAAACUCUCCAACCAAGUGUCGCUCGGCAUGGUUGUGCCCGUGUCGUCGUCCCCGCCGCUGUCGGCGUCGCUGCCGAACGGGUUUUGCGGGCCUUCGCUCGCCGAUCGCUCUCGCGAUUCGCUGCGGCGGCGGCUGUGGCUACGAGAGCGCAGUGUGACUGUCACACGUUCGCUUCUCGGCUUGCCUAAGCUCGCCUCGGCGUCUCGCAUGGAGAACAUUUCAUUUUUGAUUUCCUCCAUGUUCUCCUUGAAGAACGCUUUUUGGACGGGCGGUUUGAUUUUUCCCCCGUCUUCCUCGUCCGUGUAGCGCGCCUCGUCGAUGAGGUGGAGACCGAAGUGGUUGUACCAGGCCAGCAGGUUGAACAUGUAUCUGUUCACCAGCCCGGUCUCCCAGCGCUUCAUCUUCUGCUGGAGCGCGUCGAGGCUGCGGGAGCCUUCCUUCAUGAAUCCCAAGAACACCAUCAUUUUUUUGAUGGCGAUUUCUGGGAAGUUCUCGUUGAACUCGGUCAUGAAGUCGAAGGGCUGCAGGUCGGUGGCGCCGUUGAUGGCGCUUUCCACGCGGCGCAGCGUCUCCCAGCACUGGUCCAGGUUGCAUCUGUCCCAGUAGUCAGCCGGGACGCUGGCGACGACCUGUUUCCGGACCAGGUUCUGGAACGCGCUGUUUGUGCGCUGCAGGUUGUCUCCGUUAAAGCCUGCGAUGGCGCAGUUUGAGACCUUGGGUUGGUUUUUUCCCACCUGGGCUUCGCCCCAGAUGCCUGCGGCCGCGUAUGCUCCGAAGAGCAGCGCCAGCGCCUUUUGGUUGAGGCGUUGGCCUGCCGUCGUGUUCAGGACGCUGUUUUCGUCCACGUCGAAAACGGAGCGGAGGCCGUGCUUUUCCACGUGUUUUAAUAACGCGGUGAGCACGUGGUUCGCCUGCUUAGAGGCUUUUUCUCCGUUCGUGAAGAAGCAGUUUUUAUACUGCUCCUGUGCGUCUGCGACUUCCUCGCCCGGAGUUAAGACGGAAGGCCAGACGACUUUCACCUCUGUUUUCUUCUCGACGCCGUUUACGCGUCGGUAGACGAAGAAUUUUUCUCCUUCGCUAGCCGGGCGCGUGUCGUCAUAGGAGAGGAUUUUGUCCUCUCCGCUGCUGUUCAAAGCCGUUGCGAUGGCCUUUGCGGUCUUCUUCGCGAACGUUUUGAACAGAGCUGCCGUCUCCGGCGGCUCCUCGGAGGACUCUUCGCUUUUGUCGGCGAAGUCCACGGAGUCCUCCUCCUCUUUCUUUUUGGCUUCGAGCUCCGCCUUGCGCUGCUUCUCCUCUUCUUCGAGGAGCUUUCGGUCCUCCUCCUCGUGCGCCUUGCGGACCGACGUCCACGGCGUCUUGGCCGGCUUCGCGUCCCAGUCGUUGAGCACCUCUUUGUUGGUGCGCUCGAUCAGGUAGCGGACUAUCACCUCCUUUUUGGCGGUCUGCGCCGGGACUUCCGCCAGGUUCAGCUGCGGGUUUUCCUCCCGAAACUUUCGUUUUUCGGCGAGCUUCGCGCCGGCUUCAAAAGUCUCUUUUUUAAUCAGAGACUUCGAGGCCCAGGGUUCGGCCGUUAGUUCCUCGUGGUAUGCGCCCAACCACAAGUGGAACCACAUCAAGGUGGUGCCCUGUUCGGUUAGGGUUCCACCUUCCCCCACGAAGCGCGGGUCCUCCAGGUCUUUUUUGACCGUGUCGAUGAAUUCCGUUUCCGGAAGUUCACCGACCAUCUGUCGGAGUGCUGCAAUCCAGUCCUGGAUGUUUGCGCAGAAGAUGAGUUUAUCCUCAUACUGCGUCUUCUCCUCCAGCUGCUUUUGCAGCGCCUCCAUGGCCUCCGCCAUGGAGGGGUGAAACAGUGAUCCGUCGAUCAGUUUCAGAAGGGCUUUGCCCUUCUCGUCGACGUCCUCGCUCCCCACAGGAUUUUUGCCUGUGUGGAUGACGAGGUCUCCGACGCUUUUCAGGGAGGUCAUUUUGUUUUUUGUUUUGCUGAAAACCAGAGUGCGGGGGCACUACUAGUCACUAGUUUCUAGAUUGCGAUUAUACGCGCACAGAAAGUCCCUGGAUUUUUGGGAAAAAGAAAAGUUUUUUGACCUGCCCAAGCUAGCUUUCAGCUUGAGGUUACGAAAAUGUGCUGCCACAAGCGCCAAACCCUCGCGGCGAUUUUUGCCCCGCGAGGGGAUGGCGCGCCGCGCGCGCGGCGGAACUCGAUUUUUACGAGCUCCCCAGCACCCCCCACUGGGCGCCACGCGCCUGCCCACCGCACCGCCGGAGGGCGCGUUGGCCCUCCCGCGGCCUACGCACGAGCGCUUUGGCCCGUGCGCCGGCAGCCCGCUCCGCUCCGCUCCGCUCUGCUCCGCUCUGCAUGUGAACUCCGCCCCGUGGGUGUAGCAUUAACGCUCUCACCCGACCGCACCCGAGCCUCCGCGGAGGCGCGAACCGUGGUUCGCCUUCGCCGAGAUGCGCCAUUGCAUCGACCGGCGGCGUCGCGCGUGAGUGCAUUUUUUGCACCGCACACGACGGGGUUCGCGGGGCCCGUUGCCCCCAACCCUCUCCCUAGUUGGUCCCUCAGCCGACAUUUUUUGUCGACUGUCGUCCAGGAACCUUCCAGAGAGCGUAUCUUUUCUCUCACCUAAGUUAACUCACCAGUUAGUAUAAUCACUUCCCCCGCAAGCUCCUCCAGUGCAUAAAUAUGUGACGAGGGUCAGGAUGCUCCGGCCUGGUUGUAGUAGUUGUACAUUGACAGGCGCCAGGAGCCGAGCUUCAUCCGUGAAACUUUCUGACCCGGGAGGCUCCUGUCACUGACCGAAGACGGGAGGCUUCUGGCUGGGACUUCCUCUGGGUUUUUUCCUUGUAGGUCUGCAGAGCACAGGGGCGUGGCGGGGCUGGCCUUCACAAGAUGACGAAUAUUUUCUAUCAAGCUGUAGAAAGCAACCUAUCGAUCUCAGUUUUUAUUCGCAAUUUCUUUCAGGUGACGGCACCGGCAGGGCGGAGAAGCUCGGCAUCCUCCUUUUUGUCAUACAACCCGGCGGAAGAGGAAGAAAGUACGUGGCCCAUUACAUCAAGAACAUGGAUGAGCCUGCCCUCCUUUUUCUCGGAGGGAACUGGAUCUGCAACACCACCUGGGCUCAGCUCGUCGUCAUUCCUGUCAACACAUCACGAGACACGACCGCCACGAGGACAGCCAAAAAGUGCGCUGCUGGCGAUGGUAAAGCCGGUGCCAUCUGGUUCAGGACCAAAACGAGCGCCUUUAAGAACUACAAAUUCAAAGCUACUUUAUCGCUAUCUUCCCAUCUUUGCCUUUUUUGGUUUCUUUCCUAGCUUGUUAGACGAGCACUAUCAUCCCAUUCGCCCCACGUGGAGUAUGCUGAGAAGAGUUGUCUCCCAUGCAUGAUUUCACAGGUUGAAAUGUGGGAAGCCUUUCUAGAACAAGAGCAAGAGGCAACUUACUCAGCCAGCCAUAGUGAAAAACUACUAGCGUUAACAAAAAAAGCAGCAGCAGCAGCAAAACCAGUAGAAAAGCCAAGAGGAGAGACUGGACAAAGCAGUAACGAAGCAGGCAUUUACUUCGACAUCCUGAAUACUUAAGGAAGAACUUGUUUUCACGAUGUCAACUUAGUAUUUUCAACUUAAUAAGUAGAAAGAAGAUAUAAGAGAUAUAAUACGGCAGUGAAAUAACUUUCAGUUACUUAAUAAGUAGAAAGAAGAUAUAAUAGAUAUAAUACGACAGUGAAAUAACUUUCAGUUAUGUCGCUGUAAAGUUGAGAAUCUGUAGUUGUCGUAAGAACCUGUAGUUGACUGACCGUUACGGAUCAUCUCAAUUUACCUUCGCAAGGAUAUAAUCGUAAGAACCUGUUGUAGUUGUAGUACUAGUAGUAGGAGGAGUAGCAGUAAUAGUAGUAGUCGUCGUCGUAGUAGGUAGUACUAGUAGUCGUAGUAGUUGCGUCCUCAACAGUAGCACUACUUUCAACUUAUAAGAAGCAGAAACUGAUGAAACUCAAGACUGUAUCAUCUCACGUGGUCAUACUCAUUAUAAGUUGACUCGGUAGUAGUAGGGUCUUCCUUCUCCUUGCUCAUUCGUUUGACAACUCGUAUCUACUUCACAAGACCAGUUGUGACCUCCAUCUGCAUAUCAAGAUCUUCUUUCUAAAGACAACAAUCGGUUGGCCAGCUGGGCUACAGAGAUAGCCUUUGGCGGUUCGGGUGCAUCUUCUCCAAAGAUCCGCAUACGCUUGAUUCCCAGCGGGUAACUCAAGUGGCGCUUCUCUUCAUGUUAAGACUCAUCUCUUCAUUUCAAGAUCAACAUCCAUACAAGUAGAAAGUAGUGCACGAAUACUACCCGUAAGUCGUUUUUCUUUGUUUUGGCUCUUCAGUAGCCACUGAAGUCUGCUGGUUUAUCUAGUGGACCAACAUCUACCACAUCGGAUGGUAGGCCCCAACCUAACCUAACCUAACAUGACGCCCUCUCUGGACAAGACAGAGAGGAUCGCUCCCGUCUGGUUACCUAGUCAGAGAUACAAACAUCCUAGAGAUCAUGUAGAUGUACUUCUUGUAUCUACUAUCACUCGAUUCUUAGCUUAUCCCGCCAUGCAAUACUUCUAUCUACUAUCAUCUUAAGAUGGAGGAUGUGCUUAAUAUCUUAAGAUGCAGGAUUUUCAGAUCUUAAGAUGGAGGAUGUCUCAUCUAUAGGAACAAGAUGUACUGCCUAAGUAAUAAUAUCUGAAGUUUAUGAUUAUGCCUCAAGGCCCCCUCGCUAAUCAUAGCAGAUUUCAUGACCUGUUUUGAAGGUCAUCCGAAGAAGUCAGGGACGGAGGACAACAUCCAUUAAGAGAAGAUCGGAUGACUUCUAAAUGUCAAGUACAACAACUUCUCCUACAAUGUGAUGUGUACUAGAACCUGUAGGUGUACUUCAGCCAGCACAUAAUUACGGAAGUUAUUUCAAUCAGUUUAUCGAAUAUGUCAUCACGACGUAGCCCUUGGUCCUCUACUUGUUCACAUGAUGGACGAGGUACUACAAGAACAACAAUUACGUGGUCUAUACGAGAAGGCUUAGAUGAUUGAGUAGCUGAACUCGACUCCCUGUAGUUUUUAUUACUAGAGAACGAAACUACUAGAAAAAUAUGCUCUUCUACAACUCGACGAGUCAAGUACAACCAAGUGAUAUCAAGCGAUGAAUACAUCACUGACUUACACCAGGUCGUCUCUUCUAAAGUGAUGUCGCAUUUGCGGAUUUGGUUAAGACUGCCAGACACACAGACGACAGCGAAGAAAAAUCAAUCCACGAGUUUUAUUAA
Molecule: messenger RNA, 37859 nt
Organism: Amoebophrya sp. A25
Lineage: Eukaryota; Dinophyceae; Syndiniales; Amoebophryaceae
Source: the annotation of a GenBank genome assembly